CUGCUGAUGAUUCAGGCAUUCGAUUUUGUUGUUUUUUUUUUGGUUUUUUUAGCAAAAUCUGAAUUUUUAAAAAAAUGAUACCAUUUCGACAAUUUCUUCGACCCAUUUCUAGAUCAGUAGUAAUCAGAAACGUAAAUCAACGUAAUUCUUCACAUUAUAUCGGCUAUCGGGAAUUAAAUUAUGAUCCCGCUCGACCAAAACAAAAAAUGAUGGCCGAAUUUCUGGCCGGUAUAAUGUAUUGGUGGAUUGGUUGGCAUUUCAUUACUGAUUGGCGUCAUUUAGUUGGUGAAUUUAUUUGGCCACAACGUUCCGAAUGGACAAAUAAAGAACUUGGUAUACCAGAUAAAUGAAAAUCAAAAAAAUCGAAAUGGAGAAUAUAUAUGCGAAUUUGAAAAACAUUGAUUUAUUAUUAUUAU
This is a messenger RNA of Dermatophagoides pteronyssinus (European house dust mite), 416 nucleotides long. RefSeq names its product NADH dehydrogenase [ubiquinone] 1 beta subcomplex subunit 2, mitochondrial-like. NCBI's taxonomy places the organism in Eukaryota, Metazoa, Arthropoda, Arachnida, Sarcoptiformes, Pyroglyphidae. Gene Ontology annotation, biological process: mitochondrial respiratory chain complex I assembly. The record is from RefSeq and is a predicted model, not a curated record. Gene Ontology annotation, cellular component: mitochondrial inner membrane; respiratory chain complex I.